AUGACAGCAGAUCCUCAUGCUAAUGAGCCUAAGCGCAUCACAAGAAACCAAUUAGCUGCUAUUGCUCAAGCAGCAGAGAAGAACAAGAUGGAACAAGCUCCGAAACCUGCUGAACAUGAAGUUAUUGUCAUCAGUUCUGAUGAAGAAGCUGAAGUGAAAGACAAAAGGCCACUUAAAGGGAGAAAGUUAAGAGACAGAUCUAAGAUAAAUGUCAGGACAUUUAGCUCUGUGCUUUCAGCUAGAAGCAAGGCUACUGGUAGAAGUGUGCCAAAUGAUUUGGUAAUGAGCAUUGAUGCAACUGACAAAGACAAUGAAUUGGCUGCAACUGAGUAUAUUGAUGAUAUUUACAAGUUUUACAAACUCAGUGAAGGUGAUUGUCCUGUACAUGAUUACAUGGUUUCACAGCCGUAUAUAAAUGCUAAGAUGAGAGAGAUUCUUAUUGAUUGGUUGAUUGAAGUUCAUCGAAAAUUUAAACUCAUGCCAGAAACUUUCUAUCUGACUCUUAACAUAGUUGACCGAUUCUUGUCCAUGAAGGUUGUUCCUAGAAAGGAACUUCAGCUUGUUGGCAUAAGCUCAAUGCUUAUUGCAUCUAAGUAUGAAGAGAUAUGGGCACCAGAGGUUACAGAUUUUGUAUGCAUAUCAGACAAUGCCUAUGUUAGAGAACAGGUUUUGGUUAUGGAGAAAACAAUCCUGGGAAACCUGGAAUGGUAUUUAACAGUUCCUACUCCUUAUGUCUUUCUGGUUCGAUACAUCAAAGCCUCCACUCCUUCUGAUAAACAGAUGGGAAAUAUGGUGAAUUUCCUAGAUGAACUUUCUAUGAUGCAUUAUGUUACCGUAUCAUCGUAUAGUCCUUCGAUGAUUGGUGCUUCUGCUGUUUAUGCGGCAAGAUGCACCACUCGAUCCAGAAAUAUUGAGGCGGGAGGAGUGCGUGCUGUUUGCAAUAGCUCAUGCAAACCAAUUUGA
Messenger RNA from Lathyrus oleraceus (garden pea), 963 nucleotides. RefSeq names its product G2/mitotic-specific cyclin S13-7. The transcript has a single exon. Gene Ontology annotation, biological process: mitotic cell cycle phase transition. The record is from RefSeq and is a predicted model, not a curated record. Gene Ontology annotation, molecular function: cyclin-dependent protein serine/threonine kinase regulator activity. The coding region runs from base 1 to 963 and encodes 320 amino acids. NCBI's taxonomy places the organism in Eukaryota, Viridiplantae, Streptophyta, Magnoliopsida, Fabales, Fabaceae.